UCCUUCCAGGCUGACUCACCGCUGGAGUGCCUGAACGUAAAAGAAGAAAAACGAAGAAGAAGAAGUUUGAGAGAACGAGGGAGUGAGGACCACUGAAACAGAGAGCGAGAAGGAGGGAGGGAGAGAAAGAGGGGAGUGAAAAAAUUAAGAGGGGUGAGUCGGAGGUGAGAGAGACACAAGCUAGAAAGAGAAAGUCAGGUUGGGUUGGCGGGGCGAGAGGAGGAAAGAGAAAGUGAUUGUGGGAACAAGAGAGAGGAAGAUAGAGAGACACUACAGACUCAUACAGUGAGGAACAAGUUGACAGAUCUGAGGUCAGGCGAGAGUGGGCACAGGUAGGUCGGAGGUCAGAGGUGAAGCAGGCGGACUGAAGGCUGACUGAGGUUCAGCCGAACAAGCUGUUCCGCUACCAACCCCCCAGCACCGUCCCUUCAGUGUCACCACACUGGGAGAACUGGGAGAACUGGUGACGAGGAGAAGCCACCAUGAGCGACCAGAACGUCGUCAAGGAAGGCUGGGUCCAGAAAAGAGGUGAGUACAUCAAGAACUGGCGACCGCGCUACUUUCUGCUGAAGACAGACGGCUCUUUCAUUGGCUACAAGGACAAACCACAAGACUCUGACCUGGCCUACCCACUCAACAACUUCUCUGUAGCAAAAUGUCAGCUGAUGAAGACAGAGCGGCCCAAGCCAAACACCUUCAUCAUCCGCUGUCUGCAGUGGACCACCGUCAUCGAGAGGACCUUUCACGUGGACACUCCUGAUGAGAGGGACGAGUGGGCUGAGGCCAUCCAGAUGGUAGCUGAGUCUCUGGCCAAACAGGAGGAGGAGGGCAUCUUGUGCAGCCCCACCUCCCAGAUUGAGAACGUCAACGAGGAGGAGAUGGACACCUCCAUCAGCCACUAUAAACGAAAGACAAUGAAUGACUUUGACUAUCUGAAGCUUCUGGGCAAAGGCACUUUUGGAAAAGUCAUUCUGGUGAGGGAGAAGGCGAGUGGCACCUACUAUGCCAUGAAGAUCCUGAAAAAAGAAGUCAUCAUAGCCAAGGAUGAAGUUGCUCACACACUCACAGAAAGCAGGGUAUUAAAAAACACUCGGCAUCCAUUCCUAACUUCUCUGAAGUACUCGUUCCAGACUAAGGAUCGGCUGUGCUUUGUAAUGGAGUACGUCAACGGAGGAGAGCUGUUUUUCCAUUUGUCAAGAGAAAGAGUUUUUUCAGAGGACCGCACUCGUUUCUACGGCGCAGAAAUUGUCUCCGCUCUAGACUACCUACAUUCUGCCAAGAUCGUCUAUCGUGAUCUGAAGCUGGAGAACCUCAUGUUGGACAAAGACGGCCACAUCAAGAUCACCGACUUUGGCCUCUGCAAAGAAGGCAUCACCGACACUGCCACCAUGAAGACCUUCUGUGGAACACCAGAGUACCUGGCUCCUGAGGUACUGGAGGACAACGACUAUGGGCGGGCGGUGGACUGGUGGGGUUUGGGUGUGGUGACGUACGAGAUGAUGUGCGGUCGCCUGCCGUUCUACAACCAGGACCACGAGAAGCUGUUCGAGCUCAUCCUCAUGGAAGAGAUUAAGUUCCCACGAACCCUGUCGGCGGACGCCAAGUCGCUGCUGUCAGGGCUGCUCAUCAAGGACCCUAACAAACGGCUGGGCGGCGGACCGGAUGAUGCUAAGGAGAUCAUGCGACACAGUUUCUUUGGCACAGUCGACUGGCAGGACGUCUACGACAAGAAGCUGGUCCCACCUUUCCAGCCCCAGGUCUCUUCGGAGACGGACACACGCUACUUUGAUGAGGAGUUCACAGCACAGACCAUCACCAUCACUCCGCCGGAGAAAUAUGACGAGGACGGGAUGGACGCGGCGGACAACGAGCGAAGGCCUCAUUUCCCACAGUUCUCCUACUCAGCCAGCGGGCGGGAGUGAGCGCUCCGGCCCAGCCAGCCAGUAUCGUCCCCAUUCGUGGCCAUUUUGAGGAAAACACGUAGCCAUUUUAGGAAAAAAAAAAAAAAAAAUACCAGUCUCCCCUCUUUUUCUCCUUCUCUGCCUCCUCACAGACGGGGAGAAGUCUUUUUAGGGACUUUAAAAGAGGUUUUUGCACAGUGGGAUAGACUCCAGCCGGUCUCCCCACACUAAAAAAUAAGUCUCCUACAUUUUCAGCGCUAUUUACUGCAGAAGGCAAUGUUUUUGUUAUUUAUUUUUUCUCUCCGUCAGUAUUAAGUUGUCGACCCGGGUUGCGUUCAUCUUUUUUUUGUUUUUUUGUUUGUUGUUUCUGCCCUUUUUCUUCUUCUUCUUUUGACUUUUUGCACUUGGUUUGGAAGAGCCGUUUUAGGGAACAAAAAACCAAAAAUGUUGCCUUACGUGUGCAGAUGUUUCGUAUCAUACCGACAGGGUGUUUUUGUUUUUUUGUUUUGUUUUGUUUUUUUGUUUUUUUGGGAGAGGGUGGGCGGGUUAUGGGGUUGUGAGGGGUCAUUCUUAGUUGAGAAUAAGUGCAUGGCUCGUGGUUCACUCAAAAAAGAAAAAGAAAAAAAAAAGACAAAUUUUCUUUUCUUUCUUAUACAUUUGCCAUGGCAGCGCACAUUCCCCAAACCCAUGGCAAUGAAAAUCACUGUCUACAGGUCAACAAAAAAAGAAAA
Messenger RNA from Larimichthys crocea (large yellow croaker), 2632 nucleotides. RefSeq names its product v-akt murine thymoma viral oncogene homolog 3b (gene akt3b). Gene Ontology annotation, biological process: protein phosphorylation. The record is from RefSeq and is a predicted model, not a curated record. Lineage: Eukaryota; Metazoa; Chordata; Actinopteri; Sciaenidae. The coding region runs from base 483 to 1922 and encodes 479 amino acids. Gene Ontology annotation, molecular function: protein serine/threonine kinase activity; ATP binding. The transcript is spliced from 13 exons.